This is a messenger RNA of Cydia splendana, 4319 nucleotides long. RefSeq names its product GMP synthase [glutamine-hydrolyzing] (gene bur). The transcript has 16 exons. The record is from RefSeq and is a predicted model, not a curated record. Gene Ontology annotation, cellular component: cytosol. The coding region runs from base 159 to 2276 and encodes 705 amino acids. Gene Ontology annotation, molecular function: ATP binding; GMP synthase (glutamine-hydrolyzing) activity; GMP synthase activity. Lineage: Eukaryota; Metazoa; Arthropoda; Insecta; Lepidoptera; Tortricidae. Gene Ontology annotation, biological process: GMP biosynthetic process.
AACUGUCCAAUGAUAUUCAGAUAAUUUCACUAUAGUUUUAUCAAUCUCUCCUAUUGUCUCUUUGUGUUUGACAAGUUUUUGUAAUAACUUUGUGUUUUGACAGUUGAAGAUGUCUACUGUUUGUGCAGAUUUGUGUGUAUUUUCUGUGUUGUGUUGUGAUGUUGGGAUUUAGACAGUUCUUAUUAAAGUGCUGCUGGCGGUUUGGCGAGAUGCACACAGCCACAGCAGAGGGCCAGUACCGGGGCACCAACGGAGCAACACACCCGAGGGAUAAAGUCGCCAUCCUAGACGCUGGCUCGCAGUAUGGAAAGGUGAUAGAUCGCCGUGUACGCGAACUAUGCGUGGAAUCCGACAUCUUGCCGUUAGACACCCCGGCGUACCAUCUCAAGGAGGCAGGGUACCGCGCUAUCAUCAUCUCAGGAGGCCCCAACUCUGUCUACGCUGAAGAUGCGCCGAGAUAUGACGCUGAUAUAUUCAAGAUCGGACUCCCCGUGUUAGGUAUCUGCUAUGGCAUGCAAAUGCUGAACAAGGAGUUCGGGGGCUCCGUGCUGCGCAAGGACGCCCGAGAGGACGGACAGUACGAGGUCGAAGUGGAAACCACGUGCCCCCUGUUCAACCGCCUCGAGAAACUCCAGCCAGUACUGUUGACCCAUGGAGACAGCGUGCAGAGAGUCGGAGACCGUUUCCGCGUCGGCGCCCAGUCGUCCAACCAUCUCAUCGCGGCCAUAUAUAAUGAGCAAAUGCGCUUAUAUGGAGUCCAGUUUCACCCUGAGGUGGACCUAACCCCGAAAGGCAAACAGAUGCUGUCUAACUUCCUGUUCGACAUAGCGGGCAUGUCGCGCUCGUUCACGCUCCGCUCGCGCCGCGAGGCCUGCGUCCAGUACAUACGCGACGCCGUCGGAGACAACAACAAAGUUCUUGUUUUGGUGAGCGGGGGAGUUGACUCAACAGUGUGCGCUGCUCUGCUUCGGACCGCGCUGCGCGAGGACCAAGUCAUCGCGCUACACAUCGAUAAUGGAUUCAUGCGUAAGAACGAGAGCUCUAAAGUGGAGAGGUGUCUCCGUGAGCUGGGAGUUAGGCUUCAUGUCAUCAACGCGUCUCAUCAGUUCCGGCAAGGCAGCACAGUGGUCCGCGAGGCCGGAGGCCGCACGCGGAGCACUCCACUGCUCUGCCACACACAGGCUCCAGAAGACAAGCGUCGCAUCAUCGGCGACGUGUUCAUUCGUAUCGCUGAGCAGGCCGUGCGCGACCUUAACCUGCAGGAGGACCAAGUUCUCCUCGGUCAAGGCACGCUCCGCCCCGACCUGAUCGAAUCAGCAUCAGCCUUGGCUUCAGGCAACGCGGCCACAAUCAAGACGCACCACAACGACACGGAUCUAGUGCGUGCGCUGCGGGCGCGUGGCAGAGUGGUUGAGCCGCUCAAGGACUUCCACAAGGAUGAGGUCCGAGCCCUAGGCCUCGAGCUCGGCCUCCCGUCCGGCUUGGUGGCGCGGCACCCGUUCCCGGGCCCCGGGCUGGCCGUGCGCGUGCUGUGCCAGGACGAGCCGCGCGCCGAGCGGGACUUCUCCGAGACUCAAGUCAUAGUAAAAAUAAUGGUAGAGUACGCGAGCAUGAUCGUCAAGUCGCACGCUCUACUAGGCCGCGUAGUGAACGCGACCACGGCCCCAGAGCAAGCAGAGCUCAAACGCAUCUCGUCCAAGUCGCCCAUCGCUGCUGCAUUACUGCCGCUGCGCUCCGUGGGCGUGCAGGGUGACGCACGAACGUACAGCUACGCGGUAGCACUGUCGACGGAGCGCUACCCGCCCGACUGGAAAGAUAUGCACUACCUCGCCAAGAUCAUACCUCGCGUCUGCCACAACGUUAACAGGGUGUGCUACGCAUUCGGAGGGCUGAUCAAAGAGCAAGUAACAGACAUCACGCCGACUUUCCUCACACAGCAGGUCAUCUCAACUAUCCGCCAAGCGGACGACAUUGCCACACAGGUCCUGUUGUCAAGCGGCGCAGCAUCCCGCAUCGCGCAGAUGCCCGUGGUCCUCAUCCCCAUACACUUCGACCGCGACGCCGCCACCCGGGCUCCUUCCUGCCAGCGCUCCAUAGUGCUCCGGCCCUUCGUCACUUCGGACUUCAUGACUGGUGUAGCAGCCCUGCCUGGUUCAGACGCCAUGCCGCAGGAUGUGAUAGACAGAAUGCGCAAAGAGCUAAUGAGCGUGCCGGGCAUCUCGCGCGUGCUGUACGAUCUCACACCGAAGCCGCCCGCCACCACCGAGUGGGAAUGAUCGCCCAACCUUUUAUAUGUUUCUACUCGUCUUGUACUAUUGCACCCGGGGCAGUGGUCCACUUUGCAGCUCUGAUGGCCUCUGGCCGAUCACCGAUAAUCCCAUGUGAUUUGCUACAUCGCGGCAUUUGGUCGAUCGAUUGAAUUCGGCAGUUAUCUAAAAUCGCAUGUCAUUUGUUGCAACGUCUGUAGAGUCUCCAGGCCGCUAGCUGCAAUUUUAUAAGUUGCAACACUAAGUGGCUACUUUACAGGUUACUAUUUUACUAGUCUAAACCUGCAGCAUAAAACCCAACAAGAAUAUUAUACCUUUGACCGCCAAAGCAAAGACGUCAACUGACGCGCGUGGAUACAGCCCAAUAUCAACCUUCGUGCAUGCCGACAAGGUUCAUAAUGACAGGGCAUAAAGGUUUCAGAAAUUACGCAAAUCUGAACCCUAUUACUUUGGUAUUUCAAAGUUCAAAAUCUAUGUGGGUUGCCUCUGUCUUAAACGCGUCAUACGAUAAGUCAAACGCGUCAGUGAUACCAGUUUAGACUUUUAAAAUUGUAUCUUGUAAGAUCUUAAAUGCCAUAUUCAAAUGUUGCCAGUAAAAUUGAAGUAUAGGUUUGGUUUGAACCUCAAAUUUUAAUUCCUUUAACACAAGGAAUAGUUGUGUGCGUCUGAAUAUACUGAUGAAGCUCAGUUAUAGUCGGAAUGGCGGCGUAAAGGUACAAUCAUAUAUGAAAUAGUCAUGAUUUUAAGUCAUAGCACAGAAUAAAUAAUAGUAGUAAGGUACAGAAGGUUCACUAUCUAACAAAACGCGUCUAUUACGACAGAUAUGACCACAAGGUGGCGCAAGCGGGAGCAGGCGUCCUUACCAUAGCGGUGCGCGGCAACUACUACUGCUAGACACCAAAACUGGUGUGGCCGCAUGUACUUGUAGCGACGCAACGAAAUCACGGAGUGAGCCACGCCUGGUCAUAGCACUUACAAACUAGCCUCAUAUAUUACAAUUAUUUCACUUAUGCAUUAGUACUUAUAUAAUCGUUCGUAAUAUAAAAUACGUAGUUACAUUGUCCUUAUGCCGCCAUAUGACUACAAUUUAUUUACACAAUUCCACGUUGGAUCUCCAUGCGUGAUUCGUCUGUAGUAUCUAUACUUUACAAUUAUACUAUGUAUGUAUAUAUUUAUAACGUAAUCACAGUCAAUUGUGUUCAUAUUAUAAAAAAGCUACGCUCGAUGUACUGUAUUGAAUUAUUUUUAUAAUAAUGCAAAUAAGUGCCUAAUUCGAAUAGAAGCAGAUGGUAUGACUGUUUUCGAGACAGUAGCUUUCCAAGUGCAAUUUUUCCUUGCGAUCAUGUAAUAAUUUAUGUAUAACUUUAUUCACUAUAUACUCUGUUAUCUUGUCUCACUUGUUAAAUAUCAUUUGAUUUUUCUGUUUCAUAUUUCAUUCGGACCAGUCAAUCUUUUUUGUUUCUAUUGCCAGAUAUGAUAAUGUCUUUAUGAAACUUAACUAUUUUAAGUAUGCAGUUGUUACGCGGUUAUCAACUUAUUACUGUGGAUGUGCGCGCCGCUCCGGUGUGAGAGCGAACCAACGCUUUGUAAUAUGCGAUGUCACGCUCGAACACUUGAGCCGCGUCCGGAUCUGUAUCCAAUGUGAAGACCGCCUUAUACAAUGUGUGAUUGUAGUUAUUUAUUUUGGCGGCUGAUGAACUUUUGUUUUAUUUAACCUAGAUAUUGGUGUCUGUUGGUUUUGUUUCACUGUUAUGUGUAUUAUAAUAUAGAUAGAUAGUAUAUCUGUUCUGGACCACUGCCCGUCAUUAUAAAGAGUUGUAAAUACAUUGGUGUAAGAAACACAAUGUCGAGGUUCUUGUUAGCUCCACUGAUCAGUUUUGUAACUUGUAGUAAUUUAUUGUAAAGGCUGUGUAAAAAUUAUUAAAAAGCCCUUUAAUGUUCCGCUCGACAAGAUUAUACUGGGGUCGUGUAUGAAAUCGAAAACAAAUUGUUUUAUGGAAUGGUUCAGUGUUAUUGACUGGAGGUUUCAUAAUAAAAUUAUAUUAUGCUUUA